Molecule: messenger RNA, 1662 nt
Organism: Anneissia japonica
Lineage: Eukaryota; Metazoa; Echinodermata; Crinoidea; Comatulida; Comatulidae
Product: neuromedin-K receptor-like
Exons: 2
Coding region: 140-1312 (390 amino acids)
Biological process (GO): G protein-coupled receptor signaling pathway
Cellular component (GO): membrane
Molecular function (GO): G protein-coupled receptor activity
Source: RefSeq, a predicted model, not a curated record
GAGACUGGUUGUUAAAUUUGGCCUUAGAUUUUAGAAAUCGAUGUUGGUGGACAGUUGGAAAGCAAGUUCGCACUGUUAACGUCUUCAAAAAUAUUAAUGUGUUUUCUUUCGGAAUAAGUCAGUUAAAGCCUACACCAAGAUGAACGGCGACGCUAGUAUGGUGAUUGUAAACAGCACCACUGUAGGCCUACUGACUAGGCCUACUAAUUCUACCGUUGUCACCAGAGCAAACCCAUUGUCACUUGAUAUCAGCCAGUAUCCAAGUGAAGUGGAACACGAGAUAGAAGACAUACAUAUUCCACCUAUCGUUUACUAUGUCCUUUUCAUGUUCAACGUUCUCAUGAUCGUCGUUAGCAAUUCAUUAGUAAUCGUAGCAGUUCUGCGGUCAAAAGUUCUACGAAGAUCAGUAACUAAUAUUCUUAUUACGUCUCUCUGUGCUUCUGACAUCCUGGCGGGAAUAUUUUACACGCCUGCAUUGGCCUACAUAUCUAUCUACUCAGAGAUGCCUCUCAACUUGACGGUUUGCCGUGUUUUCGUCGGUUUCUUUCCCAUGGUCGCCUACUCAGCAAGCUGGCUCUCAAUCUUUGCCAUAGCUGUCGAUAGAUUCCGUGCUAUAGUGCAACCGCUUAAGCCUCGCAUUUCACAUAACGUGUGUUACAUAAUGAUAUUUUUCGUCUGGGGUAUUAGUAUUUUUUUCGGUAGCUUUAAGUCAUCCCUCCUGCAUAGUGUCACAUACACAGUCUGGGAAGGAGACCAUCUCAUCACGCGCCAGACUUGUGACAUCACGCUCGAAAAACUUAAAGUGUGGAUCAUUAUAGAUAUAACAUUGUAUUUAUUGCUACUUUUUUCUGUUAGCCUGAUAUACUGCAUAAUCGCACAUGUCCUAUGGUUUGGAGGCCGGUCAAUUCCGACACUACACCAGGCACGCCAGGAAUCGAAAAAGCGCGCAAUAAAAAUGUUCGUUUGCGUUGUGUUCUUGUUUUCUAUUUGUUGGCUUCCUUAUUACGUGUUAAUAUUCUACACGGACUUCAUUAACGGUCCUUUCUAUGGCUGGGGACUAGCAAAUUUUGUCACGUGCCUUAUAACAGUCAGCAACAGUUGGAUGGACCCAUUCAUUUACGGUUAUUACAACGAAAAUUUCAGGAGAGAAAUCAAGAAAAUAUUUAAAUCCUUAUUUUUCGGGAAUAAAGCCGUUGUUCGAGAUCAUACGGUACCAGAUAACCGAGUCCGACCGCUGAAAUUUACAUGUAGCCGACAGGAAAGCAGGUUAGCUACCCAUGCCUGUGACAAUCCUGUAAUCGAUAAUGACUAACUUAAUUAGAGACUGUUAAUUGGUCACUAAUUAAUCGAUUACUAUCUGAUCCCGAUAUAGACCACUUAUACACUUAAUCAAUUCAAAAAAGUUUGAGACGCAUAAUUGAAUAUUUAAUCGAUCGCUAUAUUAUAAAGACAUUUUAAAUACCGAUGCUAAAUCAUAAAGAAUGAUGGCUUUGUUAGCUAGAUAUUAAAACAUGAUGCUAUACAAAGAAAAUAUAGGUAUUAAUUUAUUUUUUUCCUCUUUGCAGAAUACCAGAUUCUAAUUCAAUAAGUAAAUGUUUAUUUUUUAUUUGUCUAAUUUAAUGUUAAGGCCUGUUUUCUAACCGCUUCCUAAUUAAAAGCAUA